UGGUAAAUCUGAAAAGAAAUUAGGUUUUUUUUUCUUUUUCGCAUAUAAAUUCAACAAACAAAUAGCUUUAAACCUCACUUGCAGCAGCGGUAGCAGCAGCCUCUCUUUCUCAUCUUGUGAUUUGAGCGUUUAGGAUUCUUUUUGGGUUAAGCAAUUCACAAAGAUGCAGAACGAAGAGGGUCAAAACAUGGAUCUUUACAUCCCCAGAAAAUGUUCUGCCACUAAUCGGUUGAUCACCUCAAAGGAUCAUGCUUCUGUUCAGAUUAAUGUUGGACACUUGGAUGAGCUUGGUAGAUACACUGGAUCCUUCUCCACUUUCGCUCUUUGUGGCUUUGUCCGUGCCCAGGGUGAUGCUGACAGUGCCCUCGAUAGGCUCUGGCAGAAGAAGAAAGCUGAAGUCCGACAGCAGUAGUGGGAUUUCCUUUUAGUACUAAAAUGGUCUCUGAAUUUGGGUUGGAAAAAUGUUUUCGUCAAUCAACGACUGUUAAAAUUCUUGGUUGUUUUUUAAGAAUUAUGCUGAAUAGUUUUGUUGAUUU
Molecule: messenger RNA, 536 nt
Organism: Hibiscus syriacus
Lineage: Eukaryota; Viridiplantae; Streptophyta; Magnoliopsida; Malvales; Malvaceae
Product: 40S ribosomal protein S21-like
Exons: 4
Coding region: 164-412 (82 amino acids)
Biological process (GO): endonucleolytic cleavage to generate mature 3'-end of SSU-rRNA from (SSU-rRNA, 5.8S rRNA, LSU-rRNA); endonucleolytic cleavage in ITS1 to separate SSU-rRNA from 5.8S rRNA and LSU-rRNA from tricistronic rRNA transcript (SSU-rRNA, 5.8S rRNA, LSU-rRNA); translation
Cellular component (GO): ribosome; cytosolic small ribosomal subunit
Molecular function (GO): structural constituent of ribosome
Source: RefSeq, a predicted model, not a curated record